GGCAAGCGCGAGACGGAAGAAAGAUCACAGACCGCGUUCUUCCUCUCCCCGCUCCUCCUUAUAUUGCCCGCCACAAUGGCUCGCGAUCUCCCAGCGACCCAGCUCGUUUGCGCGCGUCCCUGUCGCGUCUGCACCCUCCGCUUGCCCGUCCCGCAUCCGCAAGGCGAAGUGUAGCGACCAUGGCCAAAGACCUCUUCUCCGUCACGAUCUUCUUCAUCGUCUUCCGAGAGACUCUCGAGGCCGCCAUCAUCGUCUCCGUCCUCCUCGGUCUCGUCGAGCAGAUCAUCUACGAGGACCCAGAGCGCCUCGCACGCAUCAAGGACGCCCAAGCCAGGGCCGACCCCGAGACCCCCGGCACUGACAAUGCCCUCGAGAAGGACCCGUCCGCGUCCUCGGACGUGUCCUCGACCCCCGAGCUCACUAGCGGCGUGGACGAUGACAUCGUCACGAAGCGUCUCCUCCGCAAGAUGCGCAUCCAGAUCUUCUUGGGUGCUGCCAUUGGUCUCCUCGUAGCAUGUGGUGUCGGCGCGGCGUUCAUCGCUGUGUGGUUCACGCAGGCGGCGGACCUCUGGGCGAACACCGAGGACCUUUGGGAAGGCAUCUUCUCCCUUAUUGCGUCCGUUAUUAUCUUCAUCAUGGGCGUCACGAUGCUCAAGAUGGACCGCGCCAAGGCAAAAUGGCGCAUCAAGCUGCAGCGCGCCUUCUCCGGAGAGCAUGUUGACCGUAACACCAAGGCUGGAAAAUGGGUCCUCUUCGUCCUCCCGUGCAUCACUGUCCUCCGAGAGGGUAUGGAAGCUGUCAUCUUCGUCGGCGGUGUCUCUCUUGGGCAGCAGGCUACCUCCAUCCCAAUUGCCGCCGUUGUUGGCCUGAUCUGCGGGCUCAUUGUCGGCUACCUGAUUUACGCUUUCGCCUCCCGAACAACACUCACGGUCUUCAUGGUCGUGAUGACGAACUUCAUCCUGCUCAUCGGCGCGGGCCUGCUCUCCAAGGCGGUCUGGUACUUCGAGUCGCACGCCUUCGCGCAGAUCGUCGGGUCCGACGUCGACGACACGGGCGGAGAUGGGCCCGGUUCGUACAACGUGCGCGGCUCCGUCUGGCACAUCGACUGCUGCAACCCCGAGAACAACUUCGACAACUCGGGCUGGUCGAUCUUCGCGGCCAUCUUCGGUUGGACGAACUCGGCGACGAUCGGGAGCGUGCUCAGCUACGUGUUCUACUGGAUAGCCGUCAUGAUUACGCUCGUGUAUUUGAAGUGGAAGGAGGGCCGCACGAAGGUCUUCGGUAAGGAGAGCCAGGCAGGCGUCAGGAGGAGGGAGCGCCAGGAGAUGCUCGCUGCACAGGAGCAGGAACAGCAGCGGCUUGAGGAGACGGAGAAGGAGGGUGCACGCGAGGCGGCGCCCAUAGCGGAAGAGCUUGUUCAGUAGACUGCGCGGCGACUGACUAUUCUCCUGUCUCGCACAUGCGAAAAUUUGCCACGAUGCCUUGUCUCUCGGACCCCCUCACAAUGUCGUCUGUAGCUACUACUCUUGCGCUUUGGUUGGUUUUUGAUGCCUGUACGAUAACGAUCUGAGGUAACAUCGUGUCGUGCGUACGAUGGGUUGUAACACGAAUGAAGGAAUUUCAAACUCUCAUAGUUUGGAUCUGUCAUCCUUGCCGGGGUCUUGGCUUGUGUGGC
Molecule: messenger RNA, 1675 nt
Organism: Rhodofomes roseus
Lineage: Eukaryota; Fungi; Basidiomycota; Agaricomycetes; Polyporales; Fomitopsidaceae
Product: iron permease FTR1
Exons: 5
Coding region: 180-1424 (414 amino acids)
Biological process (GO): iron ion transmembrane transport
Cellular component (GO): plasma membrane; high-affinity iron permease complex
Molecular function (GO): ferrous iron transmembrane transporter activity
Source: RefSeq, a predicted model, not a curated record